Purpureocillium lilacinum is the source of this 657-nucleotide messenger RNA. RefSeq lists its product as uncharacterized. The record is from RefSeq and is a predicted model, not a curated record. NCBI's taxonomy places the organism in Eukaryota, Fungi, Ascomycota, Sordariomycetes, Hypocreales, Ophiocordycipitaceae.
AUGCUACCGUCCGUCGAGUCGCACGCUCGCGAGACCGUGAGACAGCUUUUCGACUUCAUCCUCGCGCAAGGGAAUACCGAUUAUCUAGGCGAGAGGGUUUCGCAGCUUGAACAUUCUUUGCAAUGCGGAUACCUGGCGCAGCAAAGCCAGCAGUAUGGCCACGAUCAGGACGUCAUCCUCGGCGCACUUCUCCACGAUGUCGGCCGCUUUAUCCCGGCAGCCGACAGCAUGCCCAAAAUGAUUGCGCCCGAUGGCAGCUAUGUUGGCCGCGCAAGCCAUGAGAUCCUCGGGGAGAGGUACCUCCGCCAAUUGGGUUUCAGUGACAAAGUGUGCCAACUCGUCGGAUCACAUGUCAUGGCGAAAAGAUACCUCACCGCCGUCGACAAAGACUAUUACGAGGGCCUCAGCGAGACCAGCAAAAGAACUCUCAAGUACCAAGGAGGCAUCUUCGACCAAGACCAAGUGAAAGAGGCCCAGAAGGACUCUCUGCUCAAUGCCAAGCUCGCCAUCAGGAAAUGGGACGAUGAAGCAAAGGUUCCUGGCCGUAUCGUCCCCGGACUGCUGGAGUAUGAGGACAUUGCGACGAAUUGCUUGAUCGGACUCGGUUCCAUGAUUUCGGAUCCUACCGAUUUGCCCUCCCACAACAGCCAAGGUUGA